Molecule: messenger RNA, 1797 nt
Organism: Spirodela intermedia
Lineage: Eukaryota; Viridiplantae; Streptophyta; Magnoliopsida; Alismatales; Araceae
Source: the annotation of a GenBank genome assembly
AUGGAUUUGCUGCGGGGAUAUGCCGAGAAGAGCGACGACGAGGGGGAAGAAGAUGGCGGGGGAGAUCGGAAGGAGGAGGAGGCACCGGCGAGGGAGCGAUCCCCGCCUUCAUCGUCGUCGUCUCCGGAGUCUUCUCCCCGCUUGUCGCUCCCGAAGAAGUCCGCCGCCCCGAAGGUGGACGAUACCGCCCUGGCUCUUGUUCAGGCAGGGGCCAAACUGGCCUCGCAGCGGCCCAUAGAUCCGUCACAGCACGUCGUCCCCUUCAAUCCUACCUACGAGCAGCUGUGGGCUCCGAUCUACGGCCCCGCCCACCCUUACGCGAAGGACGGCAUCCCACAGGGGCUUCGCAAUCACAAGCUGGGAUGCGUAGAGGAUGCCGCCAUCGAGCCCUUCCUGUUCGACGAGCAGUACAACACAUUCCAGAAGCUAGGUUAUGCCACGGAUCCGUCGGGCCAGUCCGUGGUCGGUGAUCUCGAGACACUCGAGCAGAACAACGCCCUCUCUGUGUACAAUAUCCCGCAGCAGGAGCAGAAGCGUCGAAAGCUUGAGCUCAAGAAGGUCGACAGGGAAGGGGAGGGAGAAGAAGGCGCCGCGGGGCUGGAUGCUGAUAACCCUGCCUCGGAGGAGUGGCUCCUGAAGAAUCGGAAGAGUCCGUGGGCGGGGAAGAAGGAAGGGAUUCAGGUGGAACUCACGGAGGAGCAGAAGAAGUACGCAGAGGAGUACGCGCAGAAGAAGGCCGAGAAGGAGAAGGGAGCCGAGGGGAGGGAGAAGGGGGAGCACCACGUCGACAAGAGCACAUUCCAUGGGAAAGAGGAGCGCGAUUACCAGGGCCGAUCGUGGAUUGCUCCACCGAAGGAUGUCAAGGCGACCAACGACCAUUGCUAUAUACCUAAGCGGCUGAUUCACACCUGGAGUGGCCACACGAAAGGAGUUGCUGCAAUUCGCUUCUUUCCAAGGAAUGGGCACUUGAUUCUCUCUGCUGGAAUGGACUCCAAGGUCAAGAUCUGGGAUGUGUUCAAUUCCCGCAAGUGUAUGAGGACCUACAUGGGACACGCAAAGGCAGUUCGUGACAUCUCCUUCUCCAACGACGGAUCGAAGUUUCUGAGCGCAGGUUAUGAUAAGAACAUCAAGUACUGGGACACCGAGACUGGUAAAGUGAUCUCAACCUUUUCCACGGGCAAGAUUCCUUAUGUGGUAAAGCUGAACCCUGAUGAAGACAAGCAGAACAUUCUCUUAGCGGGCAUGAGUGAUAAGAAGAUCGUUCAGUGGGAUAUGAACACGGGACAGAUCACCCAAGAGUAUGAUCAGCACCUGGGAGCGGUGAAUACGAUCACCUUUGUUGAUAACAACCGAAGGUUUGUGACCUCGAGUGAUGACAAGUCCCUACGCGUAUGGGAGUUUGGAAUUCCAGUGGUUAUAAAGUACAUCAGCGAGCCGCACAUGCAUUCCAUGCCUUCGAUCACUCUCCACCCCAACUCAAAUUGGUUGGCAGCACAGAGCUUGGACAACCAAAUACUUAUUUACAGUACAAAGGAGAGGUUUCAGCUGAACAAGAAGAAAAGAUUCGCUGGCCAUAUAGUUUCAGGGUAUGCUUGCCAGGUCAAUUUCUCACCCGAUGGACGGUUUGUCAUGUCAGGAGAUGGGGAGGGAAAGUGCUGGUUCUGGGACUGGAAAAGUUGCAAGGUGUUCAGAACCAUGAAAUGCCAUGAGAGUGUGUGCAUCGGCUGCGAGUGGCAUCCACUGGAGCAGAGUAAAGUUGCAACAUGUGGCUGGGAUGGCAUGAUUAAGUUCUGGUAA